Molecule: messenger RNA, 773 nt
Organism: Amphiprion ocellaris (clown anemonefish)
Lineage: Eukaryota; Metazoa; Chordata; Actinopteri; Pomacentridae
Gene: cox4i1
Product: cytochrome c oxidase subunit 4 isoform 1, mitochondrial
Exons: 5
Coding region: 79-588 (169 amino acids)
Biological process (GO): mitochondrial electron transport, cytochrome c to oxygen
Source: RefSeq, a predicted model, not a curated record
CAUAAUUUACGUCUUUCCGUGCGCGAUCACACUUCCCUUCAGACCAUCGGCGGACAGGAGCAAGGAAGAGAGAGUAGAAUGCUGGCCACCAGAGCCCUUAGUCUUAUUGGCAAGCGUGCCAUUUCCACAUCCGUCUGUGUACGUGGAGGACAUGGUGUCGCUAAGGUGGAGGACUACACUCUGCCCGCCUACUUUGACAGGCGAGAGAACCCUCUGCCAGAUAUCUGUUAUGUGCAGGACCUGAGUGCAGACCAGAAGUCCCUGAAGGAGAAGGAGAAGGGCUCCUGGGCUGCUCUCUCCAAUGAGGAGAAGAUUGCAUUGUACCGCAUCAGCUUCAAACAGAGCUUUGCUGAGAUGAACCAGGGAUCAUCAGAGUGGAAGUCUGUGGUUGGAGGAAUCUUUUUCUUUGUUGGCUUCACUGGCCUGGUUGUGCUCUGGCAGAGAAAAUAUGUGUAUGGACCUGUCCCACACACAUUUGACCCAGAGUACAAGGAAAAGGAGCUGCAGAGGAUGCUGGACAUGAGAAUCAACCCAGUGGAGGGCUUCUCAGCCAAGUGGGACUAUGAAAACAAGCAGUGGAAAAAGUAAUAGCCCCUGAGGACCAGAUUAAAUACUUGAAAAUAAAGACGACCAAUUCAAAGUUACAAGAACACCUUUAUUUCUGUAUUUAUCAACUGUCCACAUUACCUCAGUCUGUGCAUUUUGGAAGACCACUUCCUCUUAUGGUCAUUGUUUAUUUUAGAAAUAAGAAUAAAAACUGUUAACUGAUAAAA